Molecule: messenger RNA, 3021 nt
Organism: Mollisia scopiformis
Lineage: Eukaryota; Fungi; Ascomycota; Leotiomycetes; Helotiales; Mollisiaceae
Exons: 6
Coding region: 1-3021 (1006 amino acids)
Molecular function (GO): ATP-dependent chromatin remodeler activity; ATP binding
Source: RefSeq, a predicted model, not a curated record
AUGACGCAUAUGGCGCGCGCAGAACACCAUGCAGAUGAAGACGAGAUUACGGAAGAAGAGGAUGAUAAUACGACUUUGCACCGCAAAACUACAGCUCCUUUAGACACGGAUGAGUAUAUCAAUCGUGUUACCGGGCGCACUUCAGGCGACGAAUCUGAUUCCGACGUUCAGAUCACCGAUGUACGAACGAAGAAUGAUAAAGGGAAACGAAAAGCUGUUCCAGGAAUAUGGUCUUCUGAAGAAGAGGAUGAUUACGAGAAAUUCAAGAAUAGAAAGGCCGUGAAGAAGAAAAAGGUCGCAGCUACGAGGAAGAAGAUAAAGGAAAGAGAGAAGCAAGUCGCUGCCAGACACAAAGCUGCUAAAAUCAAUGGAGAGUCUUCGAAAGAAAAGAAGGAGAGGAUGUGGGGAGAUGUGGAGGACUACGCUGACUUGAUGGACGACGAGGUCCCCGAAUAUCUGCAGGAGAGAAGACAGCAAUUUGAUAGGGAAUAUCAGACCAUGCAUGAGAAUGGGCUACGGUUGCCACCGAGGUAUGACGAUAUCGAGUUCUCAGAUGACGAGAGAUUGGCGGAACUGGAUGAGAGGCCAGACUUUCCAGCAUCUGUGGAAUUGUCCCGCGAAUAUAAAGACAUCGAAUUACCGCAUUCUGCAGGCGUCAUACCAGCUUCUAUAGCACAAUAUCUGCGAGACUAUCAGGUGGAGGGCGUUAAGUUCUUACACGAGCUUUUUGUCUACCAGAAAGGAGGUAUCCUUGGAGACGACAUGGGUUUGGGGAAAACUGUCCAAGUCGCGGCAUUUUUGACUGCAGCAUUUGGAAAGACCGGUGAUGAACGAGAUGGGAAACGAAUGAGAAAGAUGAGAAGGUCUCCACGAAAACCAUGGUAUCCCCGAAUACUCAUCGUCUGUCCUGGAUCUCUAAUCCAGAACUGGAAAAAUGAGUUGGAGAGAUGGGGCUGGUGGCAUGUGGACAAAUAUCACGGAAGUGUCAAGGAAAGAGAUGAGGUCUUACAGACUGCAGCUUCGGGUCGAUUAGAAGUUGUUAUUACCACCUACAACACUUACAGAAAUCACAAAGAGCAGUUGAAUAUGGUGGAAUGGGAUUGUGUUGUUGCCGAUGAAUGUCAUCAGUUGAAGGAGCGCUCUUCGGCUACAACACAAGCUAUGAAUGAAGUUAAUGCUUUGUGUAGGAUCGGUCUUACUGGAACUGCAAUACAGAACAAGUACGAGGAAUUAUGGACUCUAUUGAAUUGGACGAACCCAGGCCGAUUUGGACCUUUAUCUACUUGGGUAUCAAGUAUCAGUGAGCCACUGAGAACUGGACAAUCUCAUGAUGCCACCUACCAUCAACUUAAGCGCGCAAGACAAACUGCGAAGAAGCUCGUCCAGAAUCUAUUACCUCAAUUCUUCCUCCGCAGAAUGAAAAGCCUCAUCGCUCAUCAACUUCCAAGAAAGACGGACAAAGUCGUUUUCUGUCCACUUACAGAUAUCCAAAGAGAAGCCUAUGAGAACUUCCUUGAUAGCGAAGUCGUGCAAAUUGUCAAGAACUCGACGGACAUGUGCGAUUGUAAUUCGGGCAAAAAAGCGGGUUGGUGUUGUUAUGCGACACUGCCUGAUUCUAACACGAAGUGGCAGGCCUUGGUAUUCCCUCUUAUUGCUACACUUCUGAAGCUCUCAAAUCACCUCGCUUUGUUGAUACCCAGUGCCUCGGAUCCCAGUGAGAAACAACAACGCGAUCUCGACUUCUUACAACAGAUGGUUCCAGAUCGCUGGGAAGACCUGUACAAUCAUCGAGACUCUCUGUUUAAUUUAUCAAAUCCAGAGUUUUGUGGCAAGUGGAAAAUCCUCAAAAUGCUGCUCAAGUUCUGGCACGAGAACGGAGAUAAAGUACUCAUCUUCUCGCAUAGCGUCAAGCUGCUGAAACUGCUCGAGCACUUAUUCAAGAAUACAACCUAUAAUGCGUCAUUCCUCAGCGGAUCUAUGCCCAAUGAAGACCGCCAAACGACCGUAGAUGACUUUAAUUCAGACCCAGCCCGAUUCGUUUUUCUGAUUUCCACCAAAGCUGGUGGUGUUGGUCUCAAUAUCACAUCUGCCAACAAAGUCGUCAUCUUCGACCCGAAUUGGAACCCCAGUUAUGAUCUUCAAGCCCAAGACCGUGCUUACCGUAUCGGCCAGCAGCGAGAUGUCGAAGUUUAUCGUCUUGUGUCAGCUGGCACAUUAGAAGAAAUCGUCUACGCAAGACAAGUAUACAAGCAACAGCAAGCGAACAUUGGCUACAAUGCUUCCACCGAACGUCGUUACUUCAAAGGUGUGCAGAAUGCCAAAGAUCAGAAAGGCGAGAUUUUCGGUCUGGACAAUCUGCUCACGUUCCACGGCGACGAUAUCGUGUUGAGAGACAUUGUAAAUAAGACCAACGUCGCUGAAGCUAAGCGUGGUAUCGACGUCCUAGAAGUCAACAUGGAUGAUAUACUCAAUGACGAAGACAAUCCCCUGAGAGUGGAUAAUGACGAUAAAGGAGAUGCAGCAAUCUCCCAACUCGCCGCUAUGCUCACGGAAGGAGAGAAGAAUUCGAAGAAGCAGAAACAGAAGCCCAAGACGGAUGCUAUCGCCGCUAUUCUAGCCUCAGCAGGAGUUGAAUAUACCCAUGAGAAUUCCGAGGUAGUGGGUUCUUCGAAAGUCGAAGCAGAGUUAUCUCGUCGUGCUGAAGAAGCGGGCAACGACGUUGACUAUGGUGAGGAAAGACUCUUUGCCGAAAGUCAGACCGUAUUGUCAGAAGAUGGCAAGGCAAAGUAUCUCUUCCAUCCACCUGAAGAGGUCAUGAUGCGACAAUUCUGCACCAUGGCGAAGACCUUCGGUUUCAGCAGUGCGACAGAAUUUGCUUUUGUCGUUGAAGGAUGGACUCAGAAGCAGAGGACGGAUUGUCUCGAACGAUUCUAUAUGAAGAGGAGAGACAAACUGGCCGCUCCAAACGAGGUUGUAGAUGGGGUGACAGCUGGUAACGGAGUCCGACACUACGAUGGAUGA